AUGAAAAAGCGCAUUACUGUCGCGAGCGCCGUCGUCGCGGCGGCCGCGGCUGUGAUGAGCGCUCUGCUCGCGCGCCGCGCCCAAUUCUUCGCUAAGCCGAAGCGCUCGAACGAGACGUUCACGACGAGCGCGGGGCCGGUCGAGCUGCCCGUCCGCUAUAGCGACGGAAGCCUCAUGGGCGCGUUCUGGCUCGUCGAGGAGACCAAAGCCGCCGCGCUGCUUCCGGACAACCUCGAGCCGUUGCUACUGCCCGGCAGAAACGCGGCGGCUGGGUUGUUCAUGAUGGACUAUCGCAACUCGACCCUGGGCCCCUAUGGCGAGGUCGGGAUCGGCAUCCAAGCCGUCCGCAAAGGCACGGGCGCGACGCUCAUUGGGUAUCUGUGGGACAUGGUGGCGAACGUCUUCCACGUCGACGAGAUGCUGUCGUUGUUUGAGCAGGACGACUCGGGCCUGUACGUCGUCACACUGCCGGUGACCACCCAGUUCUCUGUCGCUGGCGGUCGCGAGGUAUGGGGGUUCCCGAAAUACCUGGCAGAGAUGCAGUCAGACUUCUCCGAUCCGAAGAAAGCUAGCUUUGCGCUCGGCGACGAGUUCUCCGCGACGCUCGAGCAGGGUUUUACGAUCCCCACGCCCGGGCUCCCGUUCCUUACCUAUACGGAACAGCCCAACGCGGACAUCACGCGCACAAAAAUACGCGUCGGCCACACCUUCCGCUGGGGCGGCGCGCUAGAGCUCACCGUUCACGGCGACGGGCCGACCGCCGCCGCGAUCAAGAAGCUCGGCUUGGCAGACAGCCCCGCGCUCGCCGUUUUUCGCACGGACGGCGUGAAGGCCGACCUCCCCGCGGGCAAGCGGCUCCCGUUCCUCUACUCGACGAAAGACAUUCCCACGCCGCCGCCGAGUUACGUCAGCGACAAGCACGUAUUUGAGGGCUUUACGGCGCCGACGCCGCCGGUCGAAGAAACGCCGCGCGCGAGCUACGAGUUGGACCCGGCGCUGAUCCAGCUCGUCGGCGUCCUCUGCCUCAUCGGAGGUUGUCUGGGGUUGGUCGUCUACGCGAUCUUGAGUAUUGAUGAGUAA
This is a messenger RNA of Pelagomonas calceolata, 1080 nucleotides long. NCBI's taxonomy places the organism in Eukaryota, Pelagophyceae, Pelagomonadales, Pelagomonadaceae. The record is from the annotation of a GenBank genome assembly.